This is a messenger RNA of Papaver somniferum (opium poppy), 667 nucleotides long. RefSeq lists its product as uncharacterized. The record is from RefSeq and is a predicted model, not a curated record. Lineage: Eukaryota; Viridiplantae; Streptophyta; Magnoliopsida; Ranunculales; Papaveraceae. The transcript has 2 exons. The coding region runs from base 25 to 543 and encodes 172 amino acids.
ACUAGGAAAAAGAGCCAGAAAUGGAUGAGAGGGAUAAUGGGUUCCUCAUCUAUAUCUCUACUGCUACUACCACCUCCAACCUCCAAAUUCAAUCUUAGAAAAUCAUCAUUCUCCAUUAAAUCCUCCAACCCAUCACUGAAUUCAAGUUCACUCGCCAUUCCCAACAUCAAAUCAAGAACUUUCAGUCCAUAUCCAUCGGACAAAAACACUCAAAUUUGGAGAAUUUCAGCUGCAAAUGGCGAGGAAUUAAGUAAACAAGCAGAUACAGUUCAAAAUAUAAUCACAUCCAAUGAAGAUACUGGUGUGUCUACAACUAUAUCAGUUCUCCUCUUCAUUGCUUUUGUUGGUCUCACCAUUCUCACUAUUGGGGUCAUAUACAUUGCUGUGACUGAUUUUUUGACAAAGAGAGAAAGGGAAAAGUAUGAGAAAGCAGAGAGCGAGAAGAAGAAGAAGAAAGGUGGGAAGAAAGUUUUGAGAUCAAGAGUUGGACCUAAAGGAUUUGGACAGAAACUUGAUGAUGAAGAUGAUUUUGAUGAUUUCUAGAGUUCAAUACAAUUUGCAUUCUGUAAUUCACAACAUUUUUUCUUAUAUUGCAAAUGUAGAUGAAUACAUUUUUCUUGUGAGUUUCUAUGUGUUUAAGAAUUGCUCAUACUUUAAGCAUUUUUGU